Pan troglodytes (chimpanzee) is the source of this 3235-nucleotide messenger RNA. RefSeq names its product zinc finger protein 625 (gene ZNF625). Gene Ontology annotation, biological process: negative regulation of transcription by RNA polymerase II; regulation of cytokine production; regulation of immune system process. Bases 219 to 1325 code for a protein of 368 amino acids. The transcript is spliced from 5 exons. Gene Ontology annotation, cellular component: nucleoplasm. Lineage: Eukaryota; Metazoa; Chordata; Mammalia; Primates; Hominidae. Gene Ontology annotation, molecular function: DNA-binding transcription repressor activity, RNA polymerase II-specific; RNA polymerase II cis-regulatory region sequence-specific DNA binding. The record is from RefSeq and is a predicted model, not a curated record.
GGGUCCUGCCAACUGUCCAUCCGGGGAAGGGGAGGCCGCAUUCCCGCUUUCCUGACUCCCAGGCGUCUUGCACCAAGGGGAGAUCGGGAUCUCGGUUUUCCGGCCCCGAGAGGGACCAGGUGCCUCCGCCAUAGCUUCUGUCGCUCCAUCGCCCGCACUGUGACUGGACUGUUAGAGGGAUCCGUGGAGAGGAGGCCAGGACACCUGGAAGCCGGGAAAUGGAUUCAGUGGUCUUUGAGGAUGUAGAUGUGAACUUCACCCAGGAGGAGUGGGCUUUGCUGGAUCCUUCCCAGAAGAAUCUCUACAGAGAUGUGAUGCAGGAAACCUUCAGGAACCUGGCUUCUGUAGGAAAAAAAUGGAAAGAUCAGAAAAUUGAAGAUGAGUACAAAAAUCCCAGGAGAAACCUAAGAGGUCUUAUGGGAGAGAGACUCUUAGAAAGUAAAAAAGAUCAUCAGCAUGGAGAAAUUUUGACCCAGGUUCCAGAUGACAUGCUGAAGAAGAAAACUCCCCGAGUAAAAUCACGUGGAGAAGUCAGCGUGGGUCAUGCAUCCCUUAAUAGGCACCACAGAGCUGACACUGGACACAAGCCAUAUGAGUAUCAGGAAUAUGGACAGAAGCCAUAUAAAUGUACAUACUGUAAGAAAGCCUUCAGUGAUCUCCCCUACUUUCGAACACAUGAAUGGGCUCACACUGGAGGGAAACCUUAUGAUUGUGAGGAAUGUGGAAAAAGCUUUAUUUCCCGUUCAAGCAUUCGAAGACACAGGAUAAUGCACAGUGGAGAUGGACCCUACAAAUGUAACUUUUGUGGGAAAGCGUUGAUGUGUCUCAGUUUGUAUCUUAUCCACAAACGAACUCACACUGGAGAGAAACCAUAUGAAUGUAAACAGUGUGGUAAAGCCUUUAGUCAUUCUGGUAGCCUUCGAAUACAUGAAAGAACUCACACUGGAGAGAAGCCUUAUGAAUGCAGUGAGUGUGGGAAAGCAUUCCAUAGUUCCACAUGCCUCCAUGCACAUAAAAUAACUCACACUGGGGAGAAGCCGUAUGAAUGUAAACAGUGUGGGAAAGCCUUUGUUUCUUUCAAUUCCGUUCGAUAUCAUGAAAGAACUCACACUGGAGAGAAGCCCUAUGAAUGUAAGCAAUGUGGGAAAGCCUUCAGAUCUGCCUCGCACCUUCGAACACAUGGAAGGACUCACACUGGAGAGAAACCCUAUGAAUGUAAACAAUGUGGGAAAGCCUUUGGAUGUGCCUCGAGCGUUAAAAUCCAUGAAAGGACUCACACUGGAGAAAAACCCUGUAGCUCCAACACUUCGAAAGGCCAAGGCUAGAAGAUCGCUUAAUUCACAUAAGAUUCCUAGAAGCCACUGAAUCCAAUCAUGGUAAAAAUGUGUUUCCCUCAAAUCAUGGGAACCAUCGCAAAAUUAUUCUGAAGCUUCUGCAGUCACUGUCAUUUGACAGCAUUCAGAAAUAAAUGCCAGUAGCCCAAGAGCAAAAAUUUUGGGGAGUAGUUUAGCUGAGGCCUCACUCAGAUACCUAGGACACAGAGUUGGAAAUAACUCUUAAGAGAGACACACCUCCAGUAAGACCUUAAGACAGUUCUGUCAUAAAAAAAAUACGAGGUUUGGCCGGUGCUGGGAUUACAGGCGUUAGCCACUGCGCCCGGCCAUUUUUGUAUUUUUAGUAGAGACGGGUUUCUCCAUGUUGGCCAAGCUGGUCUUGAACUCCUGACCUCAAGUGACCCACCUGCCUCAGCCUCCCAAAAUGCUGGGACUACAGGUGUGAGCUACUGUGCCAGGCCUAAUAUCUUUUUUUUUUUUUUGAGACGGAGUCUUGUUCUGUGGCCAGGCUGGAGUGCAGUGGUGCAAUCUCGGCUCACUGCAACCUCCGCCUCCCAGGUUCAAGAGAUUCUCCUGCCUCAGCCUCCUGAGUAGCUGGGACUACAGGCAUGCGCCACCACGCCCAGCUAAUUUUUGUAUUUUUAGUAGAGAUGGGGUUUCACCAUGUUGGCCAGGAUGGUCUCAAUCUCUUGACCUCAUGAUCUGCCACCUUGGGCUCCCAAAGUGCUGGGAUUAUAGGCACCACGCCUGGCCCUAAUCUCUUCUCAAAGUACUUUUUUCUUUAAUGAAUGUCUUAAAUAAAAACUUUUUUCUAACCACAAACUUUUUUUUUUAUUAUUUUAUUAUGUAAUUUUUUUUAGAGACUUAGUCUUGAUGUGUGGACCCGGCUGGAGUGCAGUGAUAUUCACAAGUGUGAGCUUAGUGCAUGAGAGCUUCAUAUUCCUGGGCUCACAAUCCUUCUACCUCAGCCUGCCAAGUAGCUGUCACUACAGGUACCAGCUGCUGUGCCUGGCUUCCACCUUUUUUUUUUUUUUUCUUUAAGCAGUUCCUUUUAAAGACCAAAGAAAACCUGUCCUCUUGUGUGGCCUGAGUUGAUCUAUGAACAUUAUUCACUAUGACCCAGAAAAUCCCACGAAGUCGUGCAUGUUAGAAGGAUGAAACCCUCAUGUUCACUGUAAACUGUGAAGGUGCUCAGGCCAUCACAGGUAUGCCUAUAUGAAAAGCCACCAAGUAUCUGAAAUAUUUUCUUUUACAGAAAUUAUGUGUACCAUUUCAGUCUUAGAAAGUGGAGUUGGUCGCUGUACGCAAGACAGACACUGGGGCUGGACUCACCAUCAGUGGCCCAGAAAAGGUACUGAAAUUUGCUUACAAGUGCAGAGUUAUGCUGAACUUAAGGGUAUAGAUGUAGAUUCCCUGGUUAUUGAGCACAUCCAGGGAACAAGGCACCCAUAAUGUACCACCUGACUUACAGAACUCAUGGGCAGAUGAACCCAUCCACAAACUCCCCUGCCACAUCCAGAUGAUGCUUAGUGAAAAGAAACACCUUGUUCCAAAAGCAGAAAAGGAGGCUGCACGGAAGAAAAAGAUACCCCAGAAGAAACAUAAACUUAAGAGACAAAUAAAUUCAGCCAAAAGAAAAUGCAAAUAAAAGUUCAAAACAAAACAAAAAAAACCUCUAAAAUUCAUAAAACACAAAAUGACAAACUCUAUUAAAUAUGCCUCUAUGAUAUCUCUUAGAUAAAAGUUGGCCGUAAUAGAGAAAAUGAAGAUAGGUGUUGGUGACUGGCAGAUUCUGGGUCUACGAUGAAUCAGAGAAGGAUGGUUUUCACUUUGUUUUACAUUUUUUUAAUGCUUGAUGUUGACUUGGUAGAAAGAUGAUAAUAAAGAGAUUCUUCUGUCUA